This is a messenger RNA of Caenorhabditis angaria, 3080 nucleotides long. The record is from the annotation of a GenBank genome assembly. Lineage: Eukaryota; Metazoa; Nematoda; Chromadorea; Rhabditida; Rhabditidae.
UUGUUUGAUAAGGAAAUGUAAGCUAAGGUCUUUUUCAUUUGUCAUUCAUUUUUCUAGAAUGUGGAUUCUUUUCGUUCUCAUUUUUUGUUUGAGUUUGGCAAAUGCUCAGAAAGGUGAGGAACUUUGGAAUCUACCGUAAUUUUCAUUUUAUUUUUUUCAGAAUGCUAUGUUUCGCCUUGCACCCGUGAUAUAAUAAUAGUUGUGGAUGGUUCGAGUUCAAUGAAAACCAGCACAUAUGUGACACAUGAAAUCGAUACAAUUCUAAAAUUGAUCGAUGGCUGGACAUUUUCCGAAAAACAAGUUCGUCUCGCUGUAGUUGGUGCAUAUUUUGGAAAUGAGUUUUAUGGUGUCGAUUAUUUUACGGAAACUUCUUUGGUUGAUAAACGACUUCAACAAUUUCGAGUGGCUUCUGUUGAAUAUGGAUUAUUUAAGGGUGAUUUCAAUACGUAAGUUUGUGCCCAAAAAUGCGUAAUUCUUCCGUUUUUCAAUUCAGAACAGUUCGUUAUCUCGAUGAAAGAUAUGUUGGUAAUCGGGCAUUAUAUUCACCACGUUCUAAUACUCAAAAACGUAUUAUCAUUUUCACUUCACAUUCCGAUUCAACUGAUAUUUCUUCAACAAAACAAACAUUGGAAACAUUUGCGAAUUUGAAUUAUUAUGUGACAAUUGUUGGAAUUGGAGUUUCCGAAAGUAUUUAUAAAUCAACGAAAUAUCACAAAUUUGUAUCGAUUAGUUUUUCGGAGUUAUCAUCGGUUUCUACAGCCACAAUUAAUUCAAUUAUUGAUGAUGGAAUCUGUUUUUAUGAUCAUACAGUUCCAACACCAGGUAAUAUAUAGAAAAUUCGUUUUUUUUUCAAAAUAAAAUCCUUCAGCUCCGCAAACUUGCACAACAUCCACUUCAACUAAACCCACAACAACCACCAAAUCCGCGACAACCAAAAAAUCGGGGCCAACAACUACAACUGCACCCGUAAAACCAACACAUCCACCAUUUCCAAUUGGUGAUUAUAAUAAUUGUAGUUGCACUAUCUCUGAUUUAUAUAUCGAUAUUAUAUUUGUUGUCGAUACUUCAAUGGCGAUGGGAAGUUCUGGAUUGAUGAUGGUGAAAGCGGAAAUCAAUACAUUGAUUGGACAAGUAACUUUGGAUCCGACACAGAAAAAACAUGUUCAAGUUGGAUUGAUUAAGUAUAGUGAUGUGGCAGAGGUGAGGGAGUUUUCAAACAUCUACAGUAAUCUUGAAAAUUUCUGUCAAAAUCUUAGAUCAAGCCAAAAAUACAGUAAUUCCAAAUUUUUUAAUUGUUUUACAGUAAAUUGCAAGAUUUCGAAAGUCAUCAAAAAACUUUGUCUUAAAAUUUGGAAUAAAAUUAAAUCUACCGUACCUUUGGAUGCUCAAAACGCUGAGAAAGUACAGUAAUUUUCUGAAUUUUCAAAUAAUUUCAAUUUGCUUAACCUACAAUUGAUCUACAGUAAUCCUAGAUUCUAGAUCAUAAUUUUGAAAAUCUUGAAAAAAAUCUGACUACGGUAAUUCUAAAACAUUUUGUAUCAUAAUCUAGGGUCAGGUGAAGUCUACAGUAACCUCCGACUUCAUAAAAAUUAAUUUUCAGAUUGUUUUCAACCCGAAAGAUUACACUGAUGAAGAUGAAUUCACUAAUGAUUUAUGGACUGAUCCAAGAUUGGAAAAAGUUGACACCGCGGCUGAAGUUAAUCUUCUUGAGUGAGUUUUUUUCGAAAAAAUUCUGAAAAUCCUAACAAUUUCGCAUUCCAGCGGACUGAAAGAAGCAGCAAAAAUGAUCGAAAAAAUGCGAGAUGGUGUGAGAAAAGUUGUUGUUGUUUAUGCUUCAGCUUACAAGUAAGUUACAGUACUUGCCCUUACAGUACCUGACACAGAAUCUUUUUUUUGCAGCGAUGAAGGAGAUGAUGAUCCGGUUGAAGUUGCAGCAAGUAUUCGAGAAAGUGGAUAUUUUAUUUCAACAGUCGCAUUUGUUGAACCCGGAGUUACAGAUUUAGUGCUGAAAAUGGGAGAAAUUGCGAGUCCACGGAUGAAUUUCACAUCUUAUAAAGAUGAUUUAUUGGUGGAUGAGUUGGAAGAUAUGUUUUGUCAGGUAAAUAAAAACUUGGUUUUCAAAAAAAAAGAAACAUUUCUGUUGAUUUCAGGUUAAUUGCUAUUGUCCAAAUGGCUGGAAACAAUUGAAACUUGAAAAUCGUUUUUAUGCCGAAUGUUAUUUCCCAACUCAAAUUGAUGCGGCAUGGAAAGUUAACAAGUAAAUAUUUUAAAGAAAAAAUUGGGUGGGAUUCAAAAAAUAAAAAUGCAGUUGCGAAAAUAGUUCUAAAAGAUUUAUUCUAAAACUUGAAAUAUCAAAUUGAAAUUAUUGCCACGUGGCAUUUUUUCUUAAUGUUUAUGUGGAGAAGUUUUCCAGAUGAGUUUUUUUAAAUUCAAAAAAAAGUUCCCCAAAAAUUCCAUGUAAAGAAAUCAGAUUAAAAUCUAUUAUAAUAAAAAACCUGAAUUCAAAACUUUCUGAAUCUUGGGGCCAAAAAUCCACGUGUCAUUUUUUUAAAAAUCGCAUCAGAAUUUCAAAUUCAGAACUUUCGCGCCAAAAAAUCAGGCUCAGAAAUUGUCUCUAUAUUUGCAAAUCUGCAAUUUUUAUUUAUGAAAACCCUUUCCCAACCCCAAAAUGUUGCAGAGUGGAAUGUCAACAAUUAUCCUCUGAUCAUUCUGGAAAUGGUCACUUGGUCUAUGUGAAUUCCGAACACAAAAACCAAUUCCUAAAUGAAUGGUUCAUCAAAAAAUGGGACGAUGAAAGCAAAGAAACUAUGAAUUAUGAUAUCGGAUAUUAUUACGAUCAAACAACCAAAAAAUAUAAAUGGGUGAAUGGUGUCGAUGAUAAUCCAUAUACAAAUUGGGAUGUGAAUAAUCCGAAUUUAUCGAAUGGCGAAUGUGUGAAUGCGAAGAAAAUUGGAGAUGCAAAUAGUAAAAUAUUCAAAUGGGAAUCGGUGAAUUGUUUGACUCAUCAUAGUCGAGCAGUUUGUCAAGAAACUGCGUGUGAUACUGAUUUUUAUUGUGAUCCAAGUACAUUGGAAAAUUGA